AUGCCACCUCCACCGCCUCCCGCAACCCGGACCAUGUCUCCGCCGACAAGGCGUCCCGGUGAUCGCGACCAAAUCUAUAAUCCGCGCCAGUCCGAUGCCAGCUUGCCAUACCGAUCAGACAACAACGAGACUGUUACCAUCCAGAAGCCCAAUGGCUCCGAAACCACUUUCAAGCUUCCCCCGACCAACCUCAAGGAUCUACCGUACCGACCCGCUCCCAAUGGCACCUCGGAUCCAAAGAGACGGCCAUCCGACCCAGCCUACCGCCCCGGUGACCGUGACCGUGAUCGUGAACCGCAACCACAACGAAGAGCUUCUUCCCCAUCUCCAGGCACAAUUCCACCAGCCCCAGUAUCUCCCACUUCCAAGCCAUCAUAUGUUCCCGGUCACUCCCCGCCCGGAUCUAGGAACCCUUCCUACGGCAACUAUAACCCACCCGCAAGCUCCAAUGGCCCCGACAAGAAGGGCAGCAUGCCUGGCGGCUUUCCCACGGGCGGGGCUAUCAAAAUACCUCUGGAUGAACCCCUCGACCCACGCUCACCUUCCUUCGCUCGUCGUCCACCUCCCGCUCCUGCUCCCAUCAACGGCGGCAUGAACGGCGAUCACGGUGGCUCUUUGAACGCCAUCGGCGGUGGUACCAGCCGCCGUCCCGACGUAGUCGAAUCCAUACCCGGUCCCGCGGCCUCUCUACCCUCCAACAAGGAUGAUCGCGACCGGUAUGAUCGCGAUGGGCGGACUCGUCCCGGCGCCAAUAAUCCCCGUUACGGCUCCGAGCGUCCUCCAAGCCCAGGUUACACCAAACCGAUCCGCCCGCCUCCUCCCCGCAACAGCAGCACCGGCAACAGCGACUAUGGCGUUCCCACUAACAGCAAACCGAAUGGCAACACCAUUGUUAGCAACCCCAACCCAGGGGCAACCAACCCGUCCAACCCGUCCCGUCCCAGCAUCGGCCCGGGCCGCCACGGCUCCAUCAUCGAAAUGAUGCCCGGCCCGCCGCGCUCUCUCCUCCUCCUCCUCCUCCUCCUUCAUCUCCUCCUCCUCCUCCUCCUCCUUCUUGGUCACAGCAACAGCCACAGCCACGGCCCUAGCCAUCAUCCCUCCCUCGGUCUCGCCCUAGGCCCCAAGCCCUCAUCCUCCCUUUCCAAGCCCACCAAAACCGCCGCCAAGCUCACCGAACUCGAAGAAGGCUUACUCUAUGGCGACACCGAACGAUACCCACCGCAAAUGGAACUGGGCGACUACCGACAAGCAACCGAGUGUUCUCUACGGGAAUACAUGGCGUUGCAGCGCAAGCGGCGGCAGAUUUCCUACAAGAUUGCGGCGGGCAACAGCGGCAAGGAGGCGGCGCUGGUUGAGGAGAAGCUGAGAUUUCAGGCCAGCACGGCGAUCGAUGAGUUGAUUGAGUUGCGCGGAAGGGUCGCGGAGAUCGUGAGGAGAGCGGAGAAGGCGCGGUGGAGGCGGUAUUUGUGGAGUGGCGCUUUCGCAAUCUUCAUCCCCCUAGUCAAAUCCUUCUUCCGCCCCUCCACCGUCGACAAGGGCGCACAUGCUCGCGAGCACAAGCACAAGCGUGGCCAUAACAGAACCGAAUAUGCCUUCCGAAAAUCCAAGUCGUUGAUCGACCGGAUUCUGACGCAAGCUCGGCGUCCCGGUUUGGCCAGCUUGAGUUUCCUGGUUUUCGCCGUGUUGUACGUCUUCACCAACGAGGUAUCCCUUAGAGCGGCGAAGACGGUGAGCAGACGCCUGAAGAGGUUGACGGCCAAGGUGGAGAGGGGACGGGAGUUGGGUGAGGAGGACUUUAAGGGCCUGCAGGGGUGGAGGUGGGGGGUUUUGGAGUUGACUGCUUAA
Messenger RNA from Sordaria macrospora k-hell, 1845 nucleotides. RefSeq lists its product as uncharacterized. The record is from RefSeq and is a predicted model, not a curated record. Lineage: Eukaryota; Fungi; Ascomycota; Sordariomycetes; Sordariales; Sordariaceae.